CUUUGGAGGGGGGUCUUGGAAGUCCUUCAGUCUCCUUGCAGUGUCAUUCAGUGAAAAGAUCCUUUCAACUCACAAGUCAACUAGAAGAUGCCAGAACCUACAAAGAAACCAGCUUCAGCAUUCAUCAAGAAACCAAAGACAAGAGAUGUCUCAGCAGGAGGCACUGCUGUUUUUGAAGCAGAGACGGAGAAGUCGGGCAUCAAGGUGAAGUGGCAGCAAAACGGUGUAGAACUUACCACAAGCGAGAAGUUUGUCAUCCAAUCAGAGGGGAAUAAGCACUCCUUGACCAUUAAUAAUGUUGGAAAAGAGGAUGAUGCCACUUAUGCUGCGAUUGCUGGAAGUUCCAAGGUCAAAUUUGAACUUAAAGUGAAAGAACCAGAAAAGAUGGGAGAGGUUCCUCCUCCUGAAGUUUCUUCUGAUCAACCAACAGUCUCAGAUAUACUUACUGUACCAGAUGCUGGACCUAAAGAGGCUGGAACUACAGAUGAUAGCAAAGUCUCAAAAGCUCUCCCUACAGAAGCCCAGAAAGAGAUACCUGUCGAUCCAAUUGGUAUCUUUGUGACUCGCCCACAGGAUGGGGAAGUUACAAUUGGUGGGAGCAUUACAUUCACUGCUGUAGUGGCAAGUGAAAGCUUGCUGAAGAAACCUACAGUGAAAUGGUUCAAGGGAAAGUGGAUGGACCUGGGAAGCAAAGUGGGAAAACACCUCCAGCUUCAUGAGAGUUAUGACCGAACCAACAAGGUUUAUGUCUUUGAAAUGAACAUUAUUGAUGCAAAACCAACUUAUGCGGGGGGAUAUCGAUGUGAGGUGGCUACAAAGGACAAAUUUGAUAGCUGUAAUUUUACCCUGGUUGUCCAUGAGGCACCUGCCGCAGCUGACCUGGACAUCCGAUCAGCAUUUCGACGGACGAGCAUGGCAGGAGGAGGGAAGCGGACAGCAGCCUUAUCCAGUGUGGAUGGCCAAGAUGAAGGCAGGGAGUUGGAUUUCACUACCUUGCUGAAAAAGAGAGACAGUUUCUUGCGCUCAGUACAUCGAAAUGAGGGAAAAGUUGAAUCGCAACCAGAGAUUGAUGUCUGGGAAAUCCUUCGGAAAGCUUCUCCGUCAGAAUAUGAGAAAAUUGCAUUUCAAUAUGGCAUCACUGAUCUGCGGGGAAUGUUGAAACGCCUCAAGCGCAUGAAGAAGGAGGAGAAGAAAAGCACAUCAUUUCUGAAGAGGCUGGAUCCUGCAUAUCAGGUUGACAAAGGGCAGAAAAUCAAAUUAGUAGUAGAACUUGCUAACCCAGAUGAUGAAGUUAAAUGGCUCAAGAAUGGGCAAGAGAUCCAAGUGAGUGGCAGCAAAUAUAUUUUUGAGUCUCUGGGAAAUAAGAGGAUCCUGACCAUCAACCACUGCUCACUGGCUGAUGAUGCAGCAUAUCAGUGUGUGAUUGGCGAAGAGAAAUCUUUCACAGAACUGUUUGUAAGAGAGCCUCCCAUCCUGAUUACUCAUUCCCUGGAAGACCAGGUGGUCACAGUUGGAGAAAGAGUGGAGUUUGAAGCUGAAGUGUCUGAAGAAGGGGCUACUGUGAAAUGGGAGAAGGAUGGUGUCGAGCUUACUCGGGAAGAGGCAUUCAAAUAUCGCUUCAAAAAGGAUGGUAAAAAGCACUACCUCAUCAUCAAUGAGUCCACCAAGGAAGAUAAUGGGCACUACAAAGUCAAGACUAAUGGAGGGGAGUCUGUUGCAGAAUUGAUUGUACAAGAAAAGAAGCUGGAAGUGUACCAGAGUAUUGCAGAUCUGACGGUGAAGGCACGAGACCAGGCUGUGUUCAAGUGUGAGGUGUCUGACGAGAACGUGAAGGGCAUCUGGCUGAAAAAUGGGAAGGAGGUGAUCCCAAACAAUCGGAUUAAAAUCUCUCAUAUUGGCAGAAUCCAUAAACUAACCAUUGAUGAUGUGACCCCAGAAGAUGAAGCUGAUUAUUCCUUUGUGCCUCAAGGAUUUGCAUACAAUCUCUCAGCACAUCUGCGAUUUUUGGGUAAGUUUCCUGGAAUCUCUUUUCUAAUACCAGGUAGGAAUGUACAUCAGGGUCUGUCUGUCCGUCUGUUUUUAAAUACACAUUUCAUAGCUAAGCAUUAGCUCCUGUUGCUGAAU
Molecule: messenger RNA, 2124 nt
Organism: Python bivittatus (Burmese python)
Lineage: Eukaryota; Metazoa; Chordata; Lepidosauria; Squamata; Pythonidae
Source: RefSeq, a predicted model, not a curated record